AAAAAAAUUUGCAAGCUGCAAAAUUCAGUUGAAUUUACUCAACUUCCGGAACGUAAACAAUUUUUGGCGGAUUUUCCUCGAUACUCGUUAGAGACUCGCUCACUAAGCACAAUUCAUGUACUUCGCUUACCAGCACUGCGCCAAACAGCUGACGGCAGCUGUCAAACGCAAAUCAACCAGUGAUGUGUCAACAGCGGACGUGGUUUCCUAGCAUUUAGCAUUUACAAAGAAAUCUAUUAAUUAUUGCAUUAAGUAAAGUGGCUGCCUUACUAUUCCAAUUCGACCUUUGAUAAAUGUAGCAACCAAUUCCAAAAAGACGUACCCACCAAAUAAAAUGGACAUAACGCAAAAAUUCAAAGCCGGUGUAAUGACAGUGAAACUGCAACGCAAAGGUGAGCUCCCACCGCAGCCAUUGGACAAACAACGAAUUCUAUCUAAAAGCGGCGUUGGACUUUCUGCCGGACAACGUGACGAAUUCUCACGCCAAGCAAAGGAUGUGUGCCACAAAAUAACCACAUUGCGUAAUGUGCUGGUGGAGAAUAGGGCGGCGUACAUGCGCAUCGGUCAACACCUGAAGAGUGCGACACACAUGACGGACGAACAACGCGACCUCAUAGACCGGGAGUCGGAAAAGUUUGUUACAUUUUACACCCAACACUUGGCACAAAUGCGUGCCGAUUGGAAACGUGCAAAAAGAAAACCACAACAGCAGCAACAUAUGGAGGCAGUACUAGAUUUAUUAGAACGCUAUUUGCGCAGUGUGCAGCAAAUCUAUUUGGAUCAAAAACGUUAUCGUGUACAGUAUGAGCUGGAAACGUAUAAGUUAUUAAAAUUGGCAGCUGAUAAAAAGAAGAUACCAGUGCGUCCGGCUGGUGAGCACAGUGGGCGACGCGUGAUACGGCACUCUCCAAGUAGUACCACCGACGAUGAAGAUAUUCCUGAUGAUUUACGACCACAAAAAAGCUUGAGUGAUGAAGCUUUAGACUUGCAAGGUGAUUGGCUAGAUGAUGAUGAUUUCGGUGACAAUGACCGCGGCAACAAAAAAGUCAUUAAUAAUGCAGCCGAUGGUAAGUUGAAUGGUUAUAGUUACGUUGAUAAAAGCACAAAAGUGAGUGGACCGCAAUUACGGCAUCGAAAUCCACAUGCUGAAGAUGAAGAAAACAUUGGUAGCGGUGGCGAGCUAAAGACGACACAAUCAUCGCAAAAGGUGGCGCUAGACGAGGACAUACAAAAAUCGCAGCAAUUAGAGGAUGAGGCUGAAGAGGCUAAGAAAGUUUCACCCGAAGAUGUGCAAAUGUACGAGCAAGAGAAUGUGCAGCUAUAUCACGAAUUGCAAGGGUUGGUGGAAGAGGUGGAACAGAUCGAGAAGAAUGUGGUGGACAUAGCGCAGUUGCAGGAUAUUUUUACUGAAAAGGUCUCACUUCAACAACACAACAUCGAACGCAUUGCCAGCGCUGUGGUCGGCGCAACAGAGAAUGUCAAAGACGCCAAUGAACAAAUCCAGCAAGCUAUACAACGCAAUGCUGGCCUACGUGUAUGGUCAUUGUUUUUCCUUUUAGUAAUGUCGUUUGCCUUACUCUUCCUCGACUGGUAUUACGAUUAAAAUCGCAGUGCCGGUGGAUUAAUUUAUGAAUAGGUAUGCAUGCGGUAUUAAAUAUGUAUUUAAGCAAAUGAGUGCACACGCACAAAAAAGAAAGAAAUCUAUAAGCAAAAUGCUGUACGUUGAUAAUUUUUGUUGUAAAUUUUAAGAUAUUGUAAUAUGUACUUGUACUCUUGGGAAUGAAAUUAUUUAUGGUAUUUUUUUUUUGUUACAGGUAGUAAUAUUAAAGUUCACUUCAAGAAUUUCUUAUUAUAUUUAGUCACAUUUGCAUAAAAUAACGGAGUUAGUUUGUGAAAGCCACAUGAAAAAUAAUUUUUGUACCAAUCUUAGCCUAAGUAAUCACAAGAUGAUAAACUAGUAACUAUAUAAUUUGUAUCGUAACAUUGCAAUAAUAAAUGGCUGUUUUACAGCACUUAGUGAACUUACGGGUAAAUGAAAA
Molecule: messenger RNA, 2039 nt
Organism: Rhagoletis pomonella (apple maggot)
Lineage: Eukaryota; Metazoa; Arthropoda; Insecta; Diptera; Tephritidae
Gene: Syx18
Product: syntaxin-18
Exons: 2
Coding region: 335-1603 (422 amino acids)
Biological process (GO): retrograde vesicle-mediated transport, Golgi to endoplasmic reticulum; intracellular protein transport
Cellular component (GO): SNARE complex; endoplasmic reticulum; membrane
Molecular function (GO): SNAP receptor activity
Source: RefSeq, a predicted model, not a curated record